AGUACCUGAGUUUCGAGAGGCAGAGAUUGAUUCUUACCUCUCUGCUUUUGAGCUCAUGGCACAGGCUUUGCAGUGGCCCCCUGAUGUUUGGUCUUUGCUGCUUCAGUGCAGAAUCCAUGGUAAAGCUCAAGAGGUUGUAGCCGCCCUCCCUCUUUCAGACACCCUAAAGUAUGAUGUGGUUAAAGCUGCCAUUUUGAAAGCUUAUGAGCUUGUACCUGAGGCUUACCGGCAAAAAUUUAGGUCUUUUAAGAAAAGCCCCUCACAGACCUAUGUAGAGUUCGCCAGAGAAAAGGGAAGUCUCUUUGAUCGUUGGCGUGCUUCAAAUAAGGUGACAAAUUUUGACACUCUGAGAGAACUUGUUCUAUUGGAAGAGUUCAAAAAUUGUCUCCCUGAACGUGUUGUUGUUCACUUGAAUGAACAGAAGGUAAACUCACUGUCUUCUGCUGCUGUGUUAGCUGAUGAGUAUGUGCUUACACAUAAGUCUACCUUUCAGUCCGUGCUCAAUAGAGGUGUGUCUAUAAAAUCAGCUGUUGAACCACCCAAGUCAACUCCUCAAAAGAAUGACAAGGAGUGUUUCUAUUGUCACAAAACAGGUCAUCUCAUUGCUAAUUGUUUAGCCUUGAAACGAAAAGAACAGAACACACAGUCCAAACCAAAAGGUGUGGGGCUAAUAAGGAACCAGUCUCCUACACCACGAAAGGCUGAACUUUGCUGUACUCCUGAUCCGUGUUAUGAACCUUUUUUGCUAACUGGAUAUGUUUCAUUACCAGGAAAACUUGCAGAUCCACAUCCAGUUCGUAUUUUGCGUGACACGGGUGCCUCCCAAUCUAUUAUGUUAACUGAUUCCCUACCGUUUUCUGAGUUGUCAUCUUGUGGCUACAGUGUUGUUCUGCAAGGACUGGAAAUGGGUUAUGUCCCCCGGCCUGUACACUUGGUGCAGUUACAAUCAGAACUGAUUUCUGGUAUUUUCCCCAUUGCUGUUUGUUCUGAGCUUCCAGUUAAAGGUAUUUCCCUUUUACUUGGUAAUGAUAUUGCAGGUGGUAAAGUAACACCUUCCCUGGAAAUAUUAGACGUCCCCUGCUCCCGUCCUAAGGACGACGAUGCAACACAGACUACUGUCUCUACUUCCUGUGUGCUCACCAGGGUUCAAAAAUUUAAGGGAACCUCAGAAGAAAAUGUAGACUUGUCUGACAGUGUGCUUAUGUAAAUCUUUUCAGAGGAGGAAAAAGUACCAGCUACAACACAGUUGCCCGAAGUCCCCCAGCUGAAACCUGAUGUGCGACAAGCUGAUUUCGGUUCUUCUCCCAUCUCCCUAUCCCAGCUUUCUGCCGCUCAGAAGGUGGAUCCAGCUCUAAAAAGGUGCUUCUCAUGUGUUGUAAGUGCUGACAAAGCUAGAGCUGAACAAGUAGCAUUUUAUGUAAAUGAUGGAGUAUUGAUGAGAAAAUGGUGCCCUGUUGUCCUCCCUGAUGCUGACUGGAAUGUGGUACACCAAAUUGUAAUUCCAUCAAGUUACCGCAAACACAUUUUGGCCUUGGCACAUGAAGGAAGCUGGGCAGGACAUCUGGGGGUAACAAAAACUUAUCAGAAUGUUCUGAAACAUUUUUACUGGCCCGGAUUAAAAACAGAUGUACGCCAGUAUUGUCGCAGCUGCCAUACCUGUCAGGUAACUGGUAAACCCAACCAAGUUAUCCCUCCUGCUCCUCUCCAUCCUAUUUCUGUGGUUGUAGAACCUUUUGAGCGAAUUAUCAUGGACUGUGUUGGGCCACUUC
This is a messenger RNA of Cyprinodon variegatus (sheepshead minnow), 1769 nucleotides long. RefSeq lists its product as uncharacterized. Gene Ontology annotation, molecular function: nucleic acid binding; zinc ion binding. Bases 56 to 1207 code for a protein of 383 amino acids. The transcript has 2 exons. Lineage: Eukaryota; Metazoa; Chordata; Actinopteri; Cyprinodontiformes; Cyprinodontidae. The record is from RefSeq and is a predicted model, not a curated record.